Fulvia fulva is the source of this 759-nucleotide messenger RNA. Its product is annotated as putative zinc-binding oxidoreductase, mitochondrial. The record is from RefSeq and is a predicted model, not a curated record. Lineage: Eukaryota; Fungi; Ascomycota; Dothideomycetes; Mycosphaerellales; Mycosphaerellaceae. Bases 1 to 759 code for a protein of 252 amino acids. The transcript is spliced from 2 exons. Gene Ontology annotation, cellular component: mitochondrion.
AUGCGGGUACGCUUCCCCGAACAAGGAGCAGCGGCAGAGUACACCACCGCCAUAGCGCCCGAAUUAAGUAUUCGGCCCUCGAACAUCACAGCAGUGCAAGCGGCGAGCGUACCAGUCAGUGCACUGACCGCAUGGCAAGGACUCCACGAGCAUGCAUCCUUCGACUUGCGCAGCUUCAAAUUGGACAAGGCCGCUGGGGAGACUAGCAUGCGAAUUCUAAUCAACGGUGGAUCAACCACCGUCGGGAUCUGGUACAUGCGACUCCUCUACACCAUGCAAUUCCCCCGCCCCAUCACCAUCACCGCCACCUGCAGCAACGCCAACAUGCACCGCGUCCGCGACUUCGGCGCCGACAACAUCAUCGACUACACCAAGACCGACAACUUCUCCGCCCACGGCCCCUACCACAUCAUCUUCGACUGCGUUGGAAGAGAGACUCUCGACAAAUGUUGGCGCGCGUUGGCGCCCAACGGAUCCCUUUUCACGAUUGUGCCGACACUCGAGACGACGAACUAUGUCAGCGGACCCUUGACGGUGCCGGAUGAGGUGAAGGAUAGAGGGAUUAGGGGGAUGUUCUUUUUGAUGAGGCCUAAUGCGGAGCAGUUGGGCAAGAUUACGAAGUUGAUUGAGGAGGGGAGGGUUGAGAAGCCGGUUGUUGAUAGUGUGCAUGAUUUCGAGGCGUACGAAGCCGCGUUCAAUAGGGUACGGAGUGGGAGGGCGGUGGGGAAGGUUAUUUUGAAAGUAUGUGAGGAGGACUGA